GGCAUCGGCCAUCCGCGACGCGAACUUUCACCCGGACGACGGUCCCGCGCAUGCCGCGGCGCCACUUACGAAGUUGUCGCGCGUGUAAGUGAAUUAGAGGAGAGGAGAACAUUCUCUCUCUUCCUUCUCUUCGCGAAUAUUGUGCGGAAGAAUAUACGACGCAAGUCGCGACGUCGACGCGGCUGAAAAGUGUGCGAUUGACUCUGAAACUCGGGACAUUAAUCCUUUGGGAUUUUGGUCUCGGCGGCGAGACACGGGAGAUGGUCAGUGCAGUUAGCGAGGAAACAGAAAUUAAUUCCAACUGGAAUUUACACGUUUCUUCGGAUUAAUUGUUGCGCGCGCGCGCAACAACGAUGCCUCUUCCUCGUGGACGGUGGCGUACGGAUGAAUCAAAAUUGCAUCGCGUCGAAUGCCGGCGUUGAUUUUAUCUAUCCCAAUCGCACGCCUACGGGCGAACGCGUGCACGCGAAUGGAAAAACUGUUUGGAAAAACACAAGCUGUAGGCGACAACGAGCGGCGCUAUCUCUAAUUUUAAUUUCACCGGCCGCCGCCGACGCCAGGAUACGGCCGGUAUAUAAACCGCAUUUGCGUUUUCGGUCGCUCGAUCGCGCGAUGAAACCAGCCGGCCGGAAGAGUUUCGAUGCUGUCCCCGGAAUUGCGGCGAGCCGCUCUUAACCCGGAUCGGGUCGCGAAGGAAGAAGAGAAUUGUCGGCAAGAUCACCGUCGAUCGCCGAAGAAGCUGGGUGAUAAUUACGAGUCGAAUCCAUGGACCAGAAAGUGCGCGAACGCCGUCGAGCGAUGGAUUUUGUGUUGUUGCUGCUCGUGAUGCUGCUGAGGCAAGAAGUCGCUGCUCUGGAGAUACUUAAAAUAAAUGUCCCGGCGUACAUCCUCAGAGGCAAGACAGCGCUUCUGGAAUGCAGAUACGAUCCGGGAGCAGACAAUCUCUAUGCUAUUACAUGGUAUAAGGACCACGAGGUAUUCUACAAAUAUAUACUACAAACAAAAGAAGGCCACACCUAUCUCGUCAAUGGUGUUAAAGUUGACAAAGAACAGUCGAAUGACCAGAUGGUAGUAUUGCAAAAUGCGAGCCUUCAUGCCAGCGGCAAAUACAAGUGCGAAGUUAAUGCAGAGGCGCCGAACUUUAGCUUAGUUAGCGCCGAGGCGAACAUGGAGGUCAUAGCGAUAUCUCAGGAAAGCCCAUCGAUAAGAGGAGAGGAAAAGGUGUACGCGAGUGGCGACGUGCUCGCAUUGAAUUGCACCAGCAGCAAGUCCUAUCCUGCCGCGAAACUUAAAUGGUUCGUUAAUGGCGUGCAGGUGAGAUCCGAUUCGGAAACUGUGCUCGAGCAACACGGACUGUACUCAACGAUAUCGAGUCUGGAGCUCGAGUUAGAGCCGGGUCAUCUCGCAAGCGACAAGAUAAACGUCAGGUGCGAGGCGACGGUGCGAUCGAGUCACGACAUCGACAACCCGUUCGUCGACACGCGUAACACCGAGGUCUUCGUCCGAGGUCUCGCCACCCUGACGACACCUUCGCUAUGUCUGCUGGCGGCAGCGGCCCUGCAGCGAUUUCUGCUGCCCGUGUAGAUCCUUUGAUGAGGGGGUCGAUUCUAACAUGAGAGAAGAUAGGGAGAGAAAGCGGUUCACGGAAAAAAAACAAAAGGCGAGAAGCAACAAAAGUUUCGUGAUGAAAGACAAUCAUAUCUUAAUACGAAGCGAACUGCGACGAGAAAAAUCGGAGGAUAUAUUAGUCAGAUUUAUCAAUCGUUAUUGUAACAGCAAACGAUCCUCGUGAUUUUUUUACGUCGCGGCGCUUUCUCGUUAGACCGGAGAGUAUCGAGUUGGAUGAGAAACGAUUUGUUCGAGAGUAUCUUGUGCCCAUAUCUCCCCGACACACAUAAUCUUAGAUAGUUUAAUUAAUCGCGGAAGAAAGUACGCGAUAUAUAAUCAAGUGGACACAUCCAUGAAGUUCUUGCACGUACGAGAAAUUCCUCCUCGGCAAGCAUCGAUUUCGUUGGAGUCGAUAUCUGCGUCAUGACUCAUGAAAUAGAUUCAAAUCGGUCGUAUUCGGGGAUUCAAAUUCUCGAUAAUGUGAAGAAACUUUCCUAACUUUUUAUUUUAGUGAUAUACUUGGAGAAUAAACUUUUUCUUUUACAAUCAUAAAAUAAAUUUUGAAUUAAAUUUGUCAAAUUAUAAAAAUACAUUCAAUAGAAAUGCAAUAGAACGUAAGAUGACUAACGAAACUAGAUUGUUUUUUGUUUUUUUUUUUUUGUGAAUUUGAACCCCAGAAAUUUGUAUUUUUUACGUUUCAUUUUUCUAAUACUUCAAAAAAAGAAGGAAUGCAGUCAAUCGGAAUUAUAAAUGAAAAAUGAGAUUUUUCGUCGAAAACAAGGAGAAGAAGAAUAAAUAUAUCUUACUGCCGUACCAGAAAUAUAACAUUAGAGAAUGAGAAUUUAAAAAAGUGAAAUAAAAGAGAAUAUAACGAGCUA
This is a messenger RNA of Formica exsecta, 2486 nucleotides long. RefSeq names its product cell adhesion molecule 3-like. The coding region runs from base 766 to 1584 and encodes 272 amino acids. NCBI's taxonomy places the organism in Eukaryota, Metazoa, Arthropoda, Insecta, Hymenoptera, Formicidae. The transcript has 9 exons. The record is from RefSeq and is a predicted model, not a curated record.